Messenger RNA from Seriola aureovittata, 5076 nucleotides. RefSeq names its product sperm associated antigen 8 (gene spag8). The record is from RefSeq and is a predicted model, not a curated record. The transcript has 6 exons. Gene Ontology annotation, biological process: positive regulation of transcription by RNA polymerase II. Gene Ontology annotation, cellular component: nucleus; cytoplasm. Bases 75 to 635 code for a protein of 186 amino acids. Gene Ontology annotation, molecular function: microtubule binding. NCBI's taxonomy places the organism in Eukaryota, Metazoa, Chordata, Actinopteri, Carangiformes, Carangidae.
CAUUCAGAGGACGGAGGAUAUCAAGUAACAGUAACAGUUGUUCAGUUUUACAGUUUAGUAGUUAAUUUGCUACGAUGACGGAACAGAGAGACACUGGCAAAAGUAAAGUUGGAAAAUGUCUGUUGCAUAACUGGACAGAGGAGAGGGCUGUUGCGGCUCUCGACAACGAGGAGACAAAGACACAAAUCCAGAGACAUGGGCACAGAGGGAUUCUCACAAUGGAUCAGGAGUCUAAAAUGGAGACUGUCACCACACUAAAAGCAGCUUAUGUCCUUCCAAAGGGUCCAGGGGUGAAGCUUAAGGGCAUCAGAGGCGAGCUUUUGGAAAAACAUAUCGCCCAGAUGAUAAGUGACAAGGUUCAUGCUCAGCUGAAUCCACUGACGCCCAAAACUGACUUCUGCUCCACCACCCACAGGGAUUUCUGUGUUGAGGGAUUUGUGCCUCUUACCCCAGGCACAACACAGGCUCAUGAUUAUAAAACUGACCAGGCGGUUACAUUUUGGAGUGAAAACUACCAGCUGGUGCAGGGUGUGACGCCCGUACAGACCCUGAAAGCACCUUUCAGGAAGUCUGCGCUGUUCAGCACACCUAUCAGUGAGCGGCUGGAUGAAAUCGAGCCCCCACUCGACGACUGACAUAGUACGUCAGAGCAUCGCGUUACAACACUUCAUUACCAGUUUAUAAUAAAGUGGUAAUCCACUUUAAAGGUUAUUGUUAUCCUCAAUGAUGGUGACACAUCUGAAGAUUAGCUGCCAUUGUCACAUGAUGUUUUGUAGUGGAGAACAGCAAAGUCAUUGGAAAGGCAUCAUUUAUGUAUAAAUGUUUAUUAAAAAUGGGACGACGAUGUUUAGCGAGAAAGUUACAUGCCUGGAAAAACACAUAAAUCAAUAGGUCAAACCACAGCCAGCAGCACACUGAUAUAUGGACUUUAAACCUGCAAAACAAGCGAUCUCUUACCUCAAUCAAACGCACCAACAGUUUCUGUUGAACUGAUUUGCUGAGAAACGUUUGCCUUCCUAAGAAUCAUCAUGUGUUGUGUUUGUAAGCACUGUGUGUAAUUCUAGUUAACACUCACCCAAAGCACAGUGACACAAUGCAGAUUGCAUCUAGUAAACCAUGACUAAAAGGUUGCAGAGAUGUAGCUGCCCUGCUCCUCCUUCUCUCUUCUAGUCUUGUUGCUGUGUUUUUUUUCAUGUUCAAUGUUUAAUGUCCUGUUUGCCUUCCUCUGACGUCUUCAUCUCCUUUUUCUUCUCAUCAUUAUGUUGCUGAAGUUUAAAUCUCUGUAGGUGUUACAUGUGCUUUUUCUGUUCCGCCAAACUUACAGUUUGCUGCUGCCACUUGUGGAUCUAUUAACCACAUCAUAUCCAGUACGUAUAUACACAUAAACAUAAUAAUGUACCAUAAAUGCUUUUAACAUUUAGAAACAGAUUGGAUUAGUAGAGUAGAAAGACUGGAAUUAUUUGUAUAGAACGUUGCUGAACUAGAAAUGUAGUAUUUAUUGUUUCUUUCUUGAUAAGAAAAAGUUUUUACGUACACUUUAUACACAGUCUCUGAUAAGAACCUGUCACUAUUAGUGUCUCAACAUCAGCAGACAGAUGCAGCAGCUGUUCUUAACCUCAAACGUAUUCAUGCAUCACUAGUUUAAAACAGGUCGCAUCAUGCAACCUAUGUUUACACAUACUUACUUCUAGUUGUAACUGUUGUGCAGCUGACUGGACCAACCUACACAAACAGAUCCCAGGACCAGCUUAGAGGGAGUGAAAGAAGUAAUAUGAAUGGCAGAGGACAGCAGUGAUAACCUUAAUGAAAUGCACAGCAAUAAUUAAAUGUUAUAGCAUGACGGGAAUCUCAUAGAAACUGGUAAUAUUUGCAUUUAAGAACUACGAACUUGCAUUUCUCAGAAUACCAGUAAGUAGUGUAAUUUACAAUUCUCCCAUUACUUUAAACUGCAUGGAUUCUAAAAGACAGCCACCUUUACAACAGACUGGCCUUAAAAGUAUCUGUAUAUUUAAUGUUGUGCAACAGAGGUUUAGUAGAUAUUCCUAAAAUAUUCCUUAAAGUGACAGUUUUGGUUAUUUGACUUGGAGGCUGUAUGAGGUAUCAAUCCAUAGUCAGUGUAUUACCUGCAGUAGAUUCAGGUCUGUGCCCUCUCAGUGUGGAGAAGCAGGCAGGAGCACUGGUGUAGAAGCUGAGUGGUGUACUAUUGGGGACGGGGACUUAAAAAUUGCCCACCUAAAAACCCAAUAUAAGUGCACACUUCACUUUGAAUAUUUUCACUGCUUUAUCUUGCCGUCAAACAGAAAUACGUUUUCUGCUGAGCUGAGCUUCCAUAUUCCUACGCAUAAGUAUACUUGCUCUGCUCACCGUAUUACUGUGCAGAUCAGCUGUUUUAGGUGUAAAGGGCAGUUGAUGGCAAGAUAAAGCAGUGGAAAUAUUCAAAAUAUAGUGUACACUUCUACUCAUAUAGUUUUUUUUGCUGGGCAUUAUUUUUAGGUGGUAAAAAAAUAAUUUAGUUUCUGCUGUACCUGUCCACAGCAGCACAUCACUCAGCUUCUGUGCUCUCCUGCCUGCUUCUCCAAACUGGGAGGGUGCAGACUUCUACUACUGCAGAUAAUACACUGACUAUUGAAUAGAUAAGUUACACAACCCUAUGUCAAAUAACCCCGAAAUUUCACUUUAAGUUUUAAUGGUGCAACCUGACUAAUGGAAUGAGCAGUCUGAACCUUCAUCUCGUGUUGAAAGUUUGAUUUUGUGACAGCAAAUGUACUCUGUGUAGCUGCACUAUUGUUGCCUGUGCUUGCUUUGUUUACAGGCUCCAUUCAUCUUUUUUUUUUUUACCAUUUCACUGUUGCCUUUUGCAACCUCUAAUUAUUGCAAUCAAACAAUGCAACAAAAAGCCACACUUACCUCCUACGCCGGGCAAAUAUCUCUCUAUUGUCCUUGAACAAAAUAACAAGAAAAGCUAUCGGGACUCAGAGAAUUGCACAGAGAGUGCAUCUCCACCUUUACAAAGACGUGUUUUCACAGGCCCACAGUAUGGAGAUGUGAAACACAAUACAUUGUUGAGAAUCACACAGUGUAUGCUACAGAUUCACAUAUAUGUUCUGUCAAUCAGAGGACAAUUCCAGGCGCCGCUGAUCCUCUCUGAGCUUUCAGCGGGGAUUAGUAGGCGGUAGCUAUGGCGACAAGUAAUUUUAGCAUAUAUUUAUGCAGCUUUUCUCUCCAAACAUUUCAUUAUCUCAUGGGAUGAUACAGGAAAACCAAUUUGCCUCUGAAAUACAGGGCUUUUGAGCAAAUUUGUACUUAACAUUUAAAGUGAAAUGCAAUACAGCAAUUUUCAUUUUACUUCUGUUUCUUUUAUUUCAGUUGUGUCUCUCUGAGUGUGUCUGUCUGAGAGGUUUUUUUUUUUGGGUGGGUGGGGUAAAAAAUCAGCAAGAUUUUAAGGCAUCUGAUUCUCUGAAAAAUAAUAAACCCUGAUUGUUGAAAAUCCAGGUUUUACAGCUGAAUUCAGUUUUUUCCACAAUCCUCAAGAUUCUUCUAAUCAUCUGCAGAAAAAAAAUAAAAAAAAUAAAUAAAAUAAAAUCUGUUGUAACUCUAUUUCCUAAUCCAAACAAAUAUGCCGGGGAGACAAAUGUUCAUCCUUAGUUUGUACUUCAUAAAUCAAAAUCAAAAUGUUAAAUUAUAUUGCAAUAUUAAUGUUACUGUUCAUUGUUUGAUAUUUUCAUACACAAUCAUGCAUUUAUAUUUUUCUUCUGCUGUUCUUCAAAAAAAUAUUUAAUGUAUGACUUCCAUCUUUGUUUGGAUUAGAAUAUUAAGAUUAGAAGAUAAUAUUGGAAUAGAGUUGCAACUUGUCAAACUAGUCAAAAUAUUUUAUUUAUUGAGCGGCAGAUGGUUUGAAGAAUCUUCUGGAAAUACCUUCAGAACUGCGUCUUGUGACCUUGUUUUUGCCAGAGACUUAUCUUUCAGGAGAAGUGAUGCUUCGCUCUAUGACUUGAAUGCAAUGGAAAGAGUUAGGUUAGAGUUAAGUAGAGUUACAGAAGGUAAUUGCACAAGUGAGGAAUACAAAAAAUACAACAAUGAAUAAAUCAGGAUCAAUAUGACAAAAAAUACAUGACUAAAAGAAAACCUCCUAUUCACCACCUCCACUACAAUCUAAUAAAGAUGAAAGUACUGUGUUUUAGUCUGGUGCUGGUUCAAGAGUCAUGAAAUCAUCAAACAGUUGGAAAUAUUUAUUUUAUUUAAUGAUUUUGAAAAUUAUUUUUGCAGUCAGUAUGCCUGGAGGCUUUGUACUUCAAGGUCUGGGCUGAAUGAAAAUGCAGAGAAUAACACAUGACACGAUGACAGACAGACAGCCCAGUCAGUGGAGAGAAGUUAGCAGGUCAGCGAGGGACUCAGCGGAGACCUUCACUCCGCUGCUGUGCCUCUAACGGGCGCCGGCCGUGUGUCACUGUGAGGAUGUGGGCGGUAAUUACAGCUGUGCAGGAGGGGAAGAUGUUCUCCGGCAGAGAUGAAAUCACACAACCACACACACAGACACAGUGCCCACGCCCCCGUUCCAUACACUGAUAAUGAGCAUCUAAUGAGCAGUGAUGUCAUUACAACAAACACACAGCUGUCUGCUACCAACUCGCUUUUCCCUUAUCAGUGCACAACUGCUUGCAGCUUAAUUAGGCUGCAGAUAGUUAAAGCUGUUUUUCUAAGGCACAAUUUAUAUACUAAAUUAUAAUAAUAAUAUAAUAAUCCUGGCAGCAUCGUAAAAUGUAAAGUGAUAAGGCUAAUAUAUGUUGGAUAAACCUGAACUAAUUGUUAUGACUUGGACCUCAUAUUUAAUAGAGGAUAAAAAUGAAAAAUAAAGCCUUCAAGGUGCAGCUUAAUUUCAACAGACGUUCCCAAAAGGUUACACUUACAGACCGCCCCUCUGCUGAACGGGCUGCCACACUCCUGCCUUUUAAAUGUGGUGGUGGGGUCUGAGCACAAGGUCUUUUAUAAAUUCUUUCUCGGUUAAACUGUGAUGAAAACAUUUGGCUGAGUGUUGUCAGGAGGAGAUGAUGGCCCAGAUACACAGAGCUAACAUGA